CGGGUGUAAGAAGCUUAGGUUCCAAAUUUGUAUGCAUGCAUCAUGGAUGUACCCAAAUAACACUUGGGCUCUUGUUGGCCCUGCAUCUCCUAUGUAUGUACUUGGAUAUGUACAUGUGUAUAAUUGGCAUGAGUGCGUAGGGCUAGUCUGCUUCGUGACAGCCUGGGGGUUCGUGGCUUGUGCCAAUGUUUGACUGGCAUCCGUAUCAAGUGUGUACAUUACUACUCGAGUAUGCGCAUUGCAGUGCUUGGUCAAACUGCAGUGCGAGUCAUUGUUGCAGGUGGUGGACGCCAUCGCAUCACGCGCAGACUGGGCAUCUGUAGAGAGGGCGAGAAGGCAGAGCAGAGCGACUGGAAGAGGUAUGGAGAAGCCGAGUCUGUGACGCCCGACUACAAGGACGUCGACGCUGGCUCGACGGGCGGGAGAUGGGCCAAGGUCUUCGGCCCUUGGCUGCUCGGAAAUUGGCCUCUCCCUUAUCCACCCACACUCGCCUUUGAUCUUCAGGAACGCGAGGGCUGCGGGCCAACAGAGCCAGGGACACAAGUGGAGGCUCUGUUGUUGGCCAGGUGUGCGGCCAGGGCUGAGAAGGCGGCUAGGCGGCGGUUGCGGCAAUUGUCGUGGAGAGAUGAGCAUGAGGAGCAAAACGAAUGCUUGUGGAGAGCGAUGCAGGUGGAGGCAUGGGCCAGGCGAAGAAAAAGGAGACGGCGAGAUGACGCACUGACGGCGAUGGGGUGAUGGGGGGCGGCGGCAGCGGCAGCGGCAGCGUGUUGUGAAGACGGAGUAGUGUAGGGU
Molecule: messenger RNA, 792 nt
Organism: Bipolaris maydis ATCC 48331
Lineage: Eukaryota; Fungi; Ascomycota; Dothideomycetes; Pleosporales; Pleosporaceae
Source: RefSeq, a predicted model, not a curated record